Molecule: messenger RNA, 552 nt
Organism: Etheostoma cragini (Arkansas darter)
Lineage: Eukaryota; Metazoa; Chordata; Actinopteri; Perciformes; Percidae
Product: zinc finger BED domain-containing protein RICESLEEPER 1-like
Exons: 1
Coding region: 7-429 (140 amino acids)
Molecular function (GO): protein dimerization activity
Source: RefSeq, a predicted model, not a curated record
CUCCGAAUGUUGUCCUCUUCAGAGAGAGACAACCUUCACCUGGAGGUUCGGAGACAGCUCAGUGACCUCCAUACUGAGGAGGCCACCACUGAAGGACCUGCGCCCAAGAAAGCUGCAGUUGACUUUGAGGAGUGGGAAAAUGUACCUGUGGCAGAUGCCACGGACAAAGUCAAGAUGUACUCGACUCAUAAUCACGCAAUGCAGGAUGACAGAGAUGUUUUGGGCUGGUGGAGAGAUCAGCAACUCAACUACCCGAAGCUUAGUGUCCUUGCCCGCGGCAUCCUUGCCAUUCCAGCCAGCAGCAGUAGCAGUGAGCGCAACUUCAGCGCUGCUGGCAGGGCCAUCGAGCAGAGGAGGACAGCCUUGAAGCCAUCCACCGUUGAUGCAAUCCUUUUUCUGCAUAAGAACAUGGAUUGGCCUAAACUUUGAUGAAUGGAUUAUGUAAAUAGAUCCCAUGUUGCAGUUUAGUCUAUACAGUUUUCGAGGAAAAUGGUAAGAGUGAUUUUCAUGUCAAUAAGCUCCAUUUGUGAUACGUUAAUGUUAUCGCUGGGG